Aplosporella prunicola CBS 121167 is the source of this 783-nucleotide messenger RNA. RefSeq lists its product as uncharacterized. The transcript has 2 exons. The record is from RefSeq and is a predicted model, not a curated record. Bases 1 to 783 code for a protein of 260 amino acids. NCBI's taxonomy places the organism in Eukaryota, Fungi, Ascomycota, Dothideomycetes, Botryosphaeriales, Aplosporellaceae.
AUGACGGGCAAAAGGUCUGCUCUAGAUGCUGCGGACAUGCCUCCCAGAGGUAAAAGACCCCGUACUGGUGCUGAACAGGCACUAGCUACCAACACCAAGUCGCAAGGUUUUCCUCUUCUCGAACUUCCACCUGAACUGAGGAACAUCAUCUACAAAAUGGUUCUUCAUACGGAACGCGUCAACGUCAGCAUGCUAAAACCAGCAAAUGUCCACCGUAUCCAUGUCAAACCCUCAACGAGACUGAACCCGAACCUACUCCUGGUCAACAAGCAAAUUCACUCCGAAGCAGGCUCGUUUCUUUACAGCAACGACUUCUGGUUUGACGAAACUCGUUCUCUAGUCGUCUUUCUCUUCCAACUCAAGCCAGGGACGAGGUCAUGGAUUACAUCAAUCUCUAUUCACAAAUUCAAAACCAACAAUUUCACCAAGGUCAACAACUACAACGCCUUCUGUCUCCUCGCUGAGUCCAUGAAAUUGAGACACUUGAACAUCCCCAAUGCCUUCAGCGACGAAACAGGAGCAAUUAGUCAAACGAAGGUCAACACGGACAUAUUCCGUGACGCGAGUUCCUGGAUUAAAUCAGUUGGUAACCUCCACGGUAACAAGUAUGCCGCCUUGGGAAUCAUCAGUAUCAGGCCUGCAAGCCAAGACCCGCUGUCCGGUUGGCCGCCGGUGAAGGCCUGGCUGUUAGAGGACAAAGAAUCAACGAUACUCAACUACAACUUCCGCCAUUGUCUCAAAGAGGCGUUGGACAAAAACGAUGACAAGGGAGGACCUCACUGA